Molecule: messenger RNA, 216 nt
Organism: Rodentolepis nana
Lineage: Eukaryota; Metazoa; Platyhelminthes; Cestoda; Cyclophyllidea; Hymenolepididae
Source: the annotation of a GenBank genome assembly
UUGGUGGCACAGCUAAAACCUAACGGUCAGAUGAUUUGUCCAGUGGGUCCGCCGGGUGGUAACCAAGUCCUCUAUCAAGUGGUCAAAGAUCGUACCGGUCGUCAUGUUACUGAGACUGCGCUCAUGGGAGUGAUCUACGUCCCUCUCACAGAUCUUCACGCGCAGACUCAAUCUCAAGCUCCGCCUCCCAUUCACCCCUCAGCCACAACCCAUUAA